AUGAAUUUGAUUACCCAAAAUUUAAUAACUCAGGUAGUUUCAAAGAACAUUAAUCAAACAGUGAAAAGUUUGUGGAUUUUAAGAAAUGUUCUGUUCGGCAAGAGUAUGGUGCUUCACACAAAUAGCAGAAGGUCUAUGAUGGAUUUGCAUGGAAGGAAACAUGAUUAUCUUCGCAUAUCAUUAACUGAACGAUGCAAUCUUCGCUGUCAGUACUGUAUGCCUGCAGAGGGUGUCAAGUUGAGUGCCAAAUCGCAGUUACUGAGUCGAGCAGAGUUGACGAGGCUGUUGCGUCUUUUCGCGGCAUUGGGAGUCACAAAAGUUAGGCUUACAGGCGGAGAGCCAACUGUGCGCUCGGACCUCGUAGAUAUCGUUCACGAGAUAUCAUCGAUACAAGGCAUUCACACCGUAGCGAUGACGAGCAACGGCGUGGCAUUGACGCGACGGUUGCCGGCGUUGCAACGUGCCGGCCUCACGGCCUUAAACAUUUCACUCGACUCCCUACGCAGUGACCGCUACGAGCUUAUGUCUCGACGUCAGGGUUUACAGAAAGUCCUAGCCUGCAUAGAUCUGGCACUGCAACUCAAGUAUGAACCUGUAAAAAUUAAUACUGUUCUCAUGAAAGGUUUUAACGAUGACGAGAUCUGUGACUUUGUGGAAUUCACCCGAAACAAAGAGGUGGAAGUUAGGUUUAUAGAGUUCAUGCCGUUCUCGGGUAAUAAGUGGGACGACUCCCGAAUGGUCUCCGGCGACGACGCACUAGGCGUCAUCCGCGAGAAAUACAGAGCAUUACAACCUCUGUUAGCCUCCGCGUGCGGCACGGCUACGUUGUGGCGAGUAGAAGGCUACCGCGGACGGGUGGGAUUCAUCUCGUCGAUGUCGCAGCCGUUCUGCUCGUCGUGCAACCGGUUGCGACUCACGGCGGAUGGUAACCUCAAGGUGUGUCUCUUCGGCGGUACUGAAGUGUCGCUGCGAGACGCCAUGCGCGCCGGUGACACCGAUGCCCGUCUCGCGGAACUGGUGUUGGCCUCCCUCCGGCGCAAACGACCUCAACACGCCGCGGAACGACGAGGGGGGGAUGCUCUUCGACGGCCUUCGCAGCCGGUGGCGGCGCGCGGCUACUGCACCCUAACGCACUUAGACGACGAGGGGCGCGCACGUAUGGUCGACGUCGGCGAAAAACCUGUGAGCAAGCGAAGCGCCCAGGCCGAAUGCUUCUUGGUGGUGAGCGCACCUCUGUUACGUAUGCUCCGCUCGGCGCGUGUGCCCAAGGGCGACGCGCUAACUGUAGCGCAGAUAGCGGGCGUUCUCGCCGCGAAACGCACAGCGGAACUGAUACCGCUUUGCCAUCAGCUCCCGCUCGAGCUGGCGCAGGUGACGGUGCACCUGCCCGAUUCCAACGAGGGCCCCGCCCGCAUACGUGUGCUGUGUGAGGUAAGGGUCACAGCGCGUACUGGAGUCGAGAUGGAGGCGCUAACCGGCUGCGCGGUCGCCGCUCUCGCUCUUUACGACAUGUGUAAAUCGGUAGAUAAGCAUAUGGUCAUUACUGAUAUACGCGUUUUGGGAAAGGCCGGCGGCAGAAGCGGAGACUGGAGCCUGCCUAUAGAGAAGAUUGUCUGA
Leptosia nina is the source of this 1617-nucleotide messenger RNA. NCBI's taxonomy places the organism in Eukaryota, Metazoa, Arthropoda, Insecta, Lepidoptera, Pieridae. The record is from the annotation of a GenBank genome assembly.